Messenger RNA from Mercenaria mercenaria, 360 nucleotides. RefSeq names its product neurofilament heavy polypeptide-like. NCBI's taxonomy places the organism in Eukaryota, Metazoa, Mollusca, Bivalvia, Venerida, Veneridae. The transcript has a single exon. The coding region runs from base 1 to 360 and encodes 119 amino acids. The record is from RefSeq and is a predicted model, not a curated record.
AUGGCAUCAAGUGAACAUGCUACGAGUUUCAAGACUCCGGCAUCAACUGAACAUUAUAUCAGUUUCAAGUCUCAAGCAUCAACUGAGCAUUAUAUCAGUUUCAAGACACCGGUAUCAACUGAACAUUCUAUCAGUUUCAAGUUUCCGACAUCAACUAAACAUGCUAUCAGUUUCAAGUCUCCGGCAUCAACUGAACAUGCUAUCAGAUUUUCGUCUCCGGCAUCAACUGAACAUGCUAUGAGUUUCAAGACUUCGGCAUCAACUGAACAUUCUAUCAGUUUUAAGUCUCCAGCAUCAACUGGACAUUCUAUCAGUUUCAAGUCUCCGGCAUCAACUGAACAUUCUGUCAGUUUCAACUGA